Gracilinanus agilis (Agile Gracile Mouse Opossum) is the source of this 897-nucleotide messenger RNA. RefSeq names its product vomeronasal type-1 receptor 1-like. NCBI's taxonomy places the organism in Eukaryota, Metazoa, Chordata, Mammalia, Didelphimorphia, Didelphidae. The record is from RefSeq and is a predicted model, not a curated record. Gene Ontology annotation, molecular function: pheromone receptor activity. Gene Ontology annotation, cellular component: membrane. The transcript has a single exon. The coding region runs from base 1 to 897 and encodes 298 amino acids. Gene Ontology annotation, biological process: G protein-coupled receptor signaling pathway.
AUGAUUUCUCACAGUGAAAUCCUGGGGAUCAUUUAUGUGAUUAUAUUCAUAAGUGGAAUCCUAGGGAAUAGUCUCCUCCUUUAUUUGUACAGCAUCAAUUUCAGCUCUGAUGAUAGAAGAAGAUCAUUCAAGUUAAUUGUCAUCCAUUUGGCAUUUGCCAACACUAUGAUGCUUCUCUUCAGAGGAAUUCCCAAGGUCAUAGAGAUUUGGGGAUGGAAAAAUUUCCUGAAUGACAUUGGGUGUAAGCUAAUAACUUACCUGCAGAGAGUAUCCCGAGGCCUUUCACUCUGCAGCACAAGUUUGCUGAGUGUCUUUCAAGUGACUUCUAUCAGUCCCAGAAGCCCCAGGUGGGCAGAGCUCAAAGCCAGAUCUCCCAAAUGUGUCUUACCCUGUUGUUUCUUCUGUUGGAUUCUCAAUCUAUUAAUAGAUGUGUUUGUGCCCUUAUAUGUCACUGGUCCAAAUAAUAGCACAAAUAAAGGGAGAAGGGAUUUGGGAUACUGUUUUAUAGACAAUUAUGCUAUGAGCCCUUUAAAAGUUAAUAUCUGGAAAUCUCUCUAUGAUGGUUUAUUUUUGAUCAUCAUGGCUUGUAGCAGUGUCUACAUGGUAGCUUUUCUAUAUAGACACCGAGAGCAAGUUGAGUAUAUUUACAAGACUAGCCUCUUACCCAAAGUUUCCUCUGAGAUCAGAGCCACCAAAGCCAUCCUGUUAUUGAUGAGCACCUUUUUCUGCUUUAACACAAUCAGUGGUCCGUUUAUUCUUUACGUGCAACAUUUUAAUGGAAGCAGUUAUUGGGCAGACCAUGUCACUCUAUUUAUGUCUAUAUCUUUUCAAUCAAUCAGCCCAUUUGUGAUGAUCAAUAGUGACACCCAAAUUCAUAAGUCCUGCCUUGUCAUCUAA